GUGUGUGAGAUGUGUGGGAUGGAGGGGGCUGGAGAUGGUGUCAUAAGAAGAAGUGGAUGCUUCAGAAAGAGGUGGGACCUGAUGUCACUGGCCAGGGACAUAAAAUAGACCAGUACUUGGUCUUGUCAAUUCAUACCACUUUGAGGAUCUUCAUCCAUUCAGAGCCAAAACUCCAGGCUCUCCGCCUCAAACCCACCAGCAACCAUGAGCCAGUCAUACUCAUCCAGCCAACGUGUGUCUUCUUACCGCCGCACCUUCGGCGGUGCAUCUCCAUCAUAUACCAGAACCUCUUUUGGGCCUAAAGCAGGUUCUGCCAGCUCACUGAGCUCCAGAGUAUACCAGGUUUCCCGUUCCGCAGCAGCCCCAAGUCUCUCCAGUUUCAGGGCAUCACGGAUCACCCCAGUAAGAGGAAGCUACUCUACAGAUGUUCUCGACUUUAGCCUUGCAGAUGCAAUGAACCAGGAAUUCCUGCAGACAAGAACCAAUGAGAAGGUUGAGCUACAGGAGCUGAAUGACAGAUUUGCCAAUUACAUUGAGAAAGUACGCUACCUGGAGCAGCAGAAUGGCAUCCUGGUCGCUGAAGUCAACCGAAUCAAAGGCAAGGAGCCAACAAGAAUCAGUGAGCUGUAUGAGGAAGAGAUGAGGGAGCUGAGGCACCAAGUGGACAUCAUUACUAAUCAAAGGUCCAGGGUGGAGGUGGAAAGAGAUAACCUGGCAGAUGACCUUCAGAAAUUGAAGCAGAGGUUGCAGGAGGAGAUCCAGCUUAAAGAGGAUGCUGAGAAUAAUCUGUCAGCCUUCAGAGCGGAUGUCGAUUCUGCAACCCUGGCUCGGAUUGACCUGGAGAGGCGUAUUGAGUCCCUGCAGGAGGAGAUUGCAUUCCUGAAAAAGAUUCACGAGGAGGAAAUUCGGGAUCUCCAGUCACAGCUACAAGAGCAACAGGUCCAGGUAGAAUUGGACGUUUCCAAACCAGACUUAACUGCAGCCCUCAGAGACAUCCGUGCUCAAUAUGAGAACAUUGCUGCCAAGAACGUAUCAGAAGCUGAGGAAUGGUACAAGUCCAAGGUGUCUGACCUCAACCAGGCUGCACAGAAAAACACGGAGUCUCUGCGCCAGAGCAAGCAGGAGCUGAUGGAAUACCGCCACCAAAUUCAAUCCUACACCUGCGAGGUUGAUGCUCUCAAGGGAACAAAUGAUUCCCUGAUACGCCAGAUGCGGGACAUGGAGGAAAGGUACAAUGGAGAGGCAGUUGGCUACCAGGAUUCCAUUGGCCGGCUAGAGGAGGAAAUCCGUAACCUGAAGGAUGAGAUGGCGAGACAUCUUCGCGAGUAUCAGGACCUGCUGAAUGUCAAGAUGGCAUUGGAUGUUGAGAUUGCCACUUACCGUAAACUGCUGGAAGGAGAGGAGAGCAGGAUCACACUUCCCAUCCAGACAUAUUCUGCAGUGAGCUUCAGAGAGACCAGCCCAGAGCAGAGAUCUGAAGUGCACACCAAGAAAACAGUCAUGAUCAAAACUAUUGAGACCCGAGACGGAGAGAACUGAGCACCCUCCUGUUCCUCUAGGACCCUGGUCGUCAGUGAGGCUUCCCAGCAGCAUCAAGAGGUCCUGUGAGUGGGCACAUGAAGAGGAACACGUAUAAUGACCACAGUGCACAGCCUGAGCGCAACUCUGCUGGACAAAUGGCAUCUCAUGCUGUACCCUGAUCACACAACUCUCACCCGUCACUGCUUCUCCCCAAAAUAAGGACUGUUAGGGAACCCCUCUGCUGGGGGGAAAUAAUGUCUUGAAGUAUACUCCUGGAGGUUUUACAUCCUUAUAAGACAGAAUGCAAUGAAACAAGAAAUAAAGUAUCCAACACUUUCGCAAAA
This is a messenger RNA of Pseudophryne corroboree (corroboree frog), 1865 nucleotides long. It is a transcript of the gene DES, whose product is annotated as desmin. Gene Ontology annotation, cellular component: cytoplasm; cell-cell junction; Z disc. Gene Ontology annotation, molecular function: structural constituent of cytoskeleton. The transcript has 10 exons. Gene Ontology annotation, biological process: intermediate filament organization; skeletal muscle organ development. The record is from RefSeq and is a predicted model, not a curated record. Lineage: Eukaryota; Metazoa; Chordata; Amphibia; Anura; Myobatrachidae. The coding region runs from base 205 to 1539 and encodes 444 amino acids.